GCCCUGCAGGAACUUUACCUGACCCAGAUCCCACUAUUCGAUGUGUUAGCGCUGAAGCUUGUCACAAAGAUUCAGAUUGUCCAGGAAAUGCAAUUUGCGAUGAUAGACAAAGAUGUUUAUGUCCAGAACCAAAUGUUGGUCAAGAUUGCAGGCAUCCAUGCGAAGGUAAAAGUUGUGGACCAAACGCUCACUGCAUGUUGAGUUCUGGGCAAGCUGUAUGUUUAUGCAGUCCUGGUUACACUGGAGCACCAGACACGAGUGGAUGUACAGAUAUCGACGAAUGCGCAGGCCGACCAUGCCCAGCUGGUGCUAUAUGCCUCAACGAACCGGGGCGUUUCUCUUGCCAAUGUCCAAGUAAUAGCAAAGGAGAUCCAUAUCGUGGAGGUUGCGCCAAAGUUAUUCCAUCUUCUGGUUGUGGAGAUGGUCAGCCAUGUCCUGAUGGAGAGCAAUGCUUAAUAGAUACAUAUACCGGUAAUAGCAUGUGUGUAUGCAGACAAGGUUAUGCAAGAGAUCGAGAAAAUGGAAUUUGCCGAGAUGUUAACGAAUGUACGCAACCUAGAGACAAACCUGCAUGUGGAUUAAAUGCUAUUUGUAAAAAUUUACCAGGAAGUUAUGAGUGCCAAUGUCCAAAUGGAUUUAAUGGAAAUCCUUAUUCAAGUUGCGAUG
Ctenocephalides felis (cat flea) is the source of this 666-nucleotide messenger RNA. RefSeq names its product nidogen-1-like. The transcript is spliced from 2 exons. The record is from RefSeq and is a predicted model, not a curated record. The annotation marks the transcript as partial. Gene Ontology annotation, molecular function: calcium ion binding. Lineage: Eukaryota; Metazoa; Arthropoda; Insecta; Siphonaptera; Pulicidae.